Gasterosteus aculeatus aculeatus (three-spined stickleback) is the source of this 4666-nucleotide messenger RNA. RefSeq names its product matrix metalloproteinase-15-like. Gene Ontology annotation, molecular function: zinc ion binding; metalloendopeptidase activity. Gene Ontology annotation, cellular component: extracellular matrix. The record is from RefSeq and is a predicted model, not a curated record. NCBI's taxonomy places the organism in Eukaryota, Metazoa, Chordata, Actinopteri, Perciformes, Gasterosteidae. Gene Ontology annotation, biological process: extracellular matrix organization; collagen catabolic process; proteolysis.
UGAUGAAAUUGCACUUUCUUGUUUUGCGUUCUUCCGGGUUUUGGAUGAAAGCGUCAGCUAAAUGACACGUAAUGUAAAAAUCUAUUGGACAAAUCUCAUUAUUCCCUCUAGUUUUCCGGUGCAUUUAUUAUUUACACCAGAUGUACCUGAACAAAUCUCAGUUUUUGACUAUUUAAGCAAUCAUCCAUCUUUUCCAUGAUGUCCAUGAUGAUAGUCUCUCGUGGACCAGCCUGCAGUUUCCUACAACGGCAGCAGAUGUCCCAGUGGUCUGCAGCGUUAGGAGGGAGGAGAGCCCUCUCUCCCUCUCUGUCUCUCUCUCACUUUAAAACCGCUUCAGAUCUUACAUCAGAUCGACCACCGCACAGCUGUUAGAUGGCGGUCUCUCAAAUAUUUAGACAACGCGUUUCCGCUGCGAGGAAGUAGUUCGGCUGUUUUCGGGCUGCGCAUCGGGAAGAAGAUGGCACCCAAACAACCGUGGACCCGGAUCCUGAUCACGCUCUCGUCCUUGUUCUCCGUGGCCGUGUGCAGCACGGCGGCGGCGGACGCCCUGCAGGAGGAGGAGGCCCUCAAUGCGGAGAUGGUCUCUUUCCCGUUAUUACAGGCUUGGCUUCGUCAAUUCGGCUACCUGUCUCAGGCGAGCGGUCAGAUGUCCACCAUGCAGUCGGCUCAGAUUCUGUCCAAAGCUAUCAGCGACAUGCAGCGCGUCUACGGCCUAGAUGUGACGGGGCAGAUGGACCCUGCUACUGUUGCGGCCAUGCGUCGGCCUCGCUGUGGCCUCCCAGACAGAAAUCUGGAGAGGAUGCAUGGUGGCACGAGGAAAGAACGCUACGCUCUCACUGGACAGCAGUGGGGAAAAGAUCACAUCACCUACAGCAUCAUGAACCAGCAAAUCCCCUCCUCUCUGGGCGAGGAGCGGACCUACAAUGCCAUCCGCAAGGCCUUUGACGCGUGGAGGCGGGUCACGCCGCUCACCUUUGAGGAGUUACCUGCUGAAAACCGCAUCAGCAUCAACAUCAGCCAGGCAGAGCUGGCUGACGUCCUGUUGUUGUUUGCGUCUGGUUUCCAUGGUGACAUGUCUUUGUUUGAUGGCGAAGGAGGGUCGCUGGCCCACGCCUACUACCCCGGACCAGGGAUCGGUGGGGAUACGCACUUUGAUGCCGAUGAGCCUUGGACGCUAGAAAACCAAAACCCACAAGGUAUAGACCUGUUCCUGGUGGCGGUCCAUGAGCUCGGCCAUGCUUUGGGCCUGGAGCACUCCGAUAACCCCAAUGCCAUAAUGGCUCCGUUCUACAAGUGGAUUGACACACACAACUUCACCCUCCAUGACGAUGACAUCAGAGGAAUACAGUACCUAUACGGCCCCCCCCUGCUCGGCGACGCUCCACCGACCUCUCCUCCAGUCCUCGACGACGAACCCAGACACGACUCCCCCAGCUCCCCUUCUCCUCCUGAAGAUGGACCCGACCCAACUCCUCCCAGGCUCCCCCCACCCGAUUCCCCCGGCCCGACCGACGGCAUUCCCGAUCCCCCGGAGCCGAGUCCCAGUUCUACCUCACCCACGCCCUCCCCCACCGACUCACAGCCCCAACCCGUAACCCCACCUAUUAGAAAGGAUGUCCCCCUCCCUCCUCCUCCUCCUCCGUCUCCUCCUCGGCCCCCUGCCCCUCCCCGACCCCCCAAGCUGCCGGACAACCAGGCCCCCGACAUCUGUGACGGGGACUUUGAUACGGUGACCGUGUUGAGAGGGGAGAUGUUUGUCUUCAAGGGUCGCUGGUUCUGGCGCGUGCAGAGGAACCGGGUCCUGGAUAACUACCCCAUGCCGAUAUCUGUGUUCUGGAACGGCCUGCCUAGUGACAUUGACGCGGCCUACGAGCGCCACGAUGGCAAAUUUGUCUUCUUUAAAGAUGAUAGAUUCUGGGUGUUCAGGGAGGCCGACGUGCUGCCCGAAUACCCGCAGCCAUUACACCAGUACGGACAAGGAGUUCCCGCUCAUAAGAUCGACACAGCAAUCUGGUGGGAGCCCAACGAGUACACAUACUUCUUCAGCGGAGACAGAUACUGGCGAUACAACGAGGAGACCCGCACCACGGACCGGGACUUUCCCAAGCCAAUCAACAGAUGGGGCAGGAUCCCUUCGUCACCUAAGGGGGUGUUCCUCAGCGAUGACGGCGCUCACACCUACUUCUACAAGGCCAAUUAUUGGAGGUUUGACAAUCGCAGGACGGAAGCGGAGAAAGGCUACCCUCGCUCCUUCCUGAGGGAUUUCGUGGGAUGUGUGGCAGCCGCCCACCCGCAGCCUGAUACGGACACCGAGCAGGGACCCAAAUACAAACCAGUCAACCCGUCAGACCGAGGCAACGACGAGCACGAAGAGCCCGACGGGGCCGGAGACAAGAACGAGAACCCGUCCUCCCGACCUGACGGCGCGGAGGAAGAGGAGGAGGAUAAAGAGGUGAACGUGGUGGUGACGGUGGCCGACAACGGAUCAAAGGUCAUGACUCUGAUCAUGGUGAUUGUGCCUCUGGUCCUCAUCCUGUGCGUCCUCGUCCUGAUCUACACCAUCCUCAGGAACAAAGAGACCCCGGGGGCCUUGGUGCACUGCAAACGUUCGUUGCAGGACUGGGUGUGAAGCGCAGAACAGGGGGGGCGGGGGGGGGGGUGCGCGGUAUUCGACAUUCGCAGUCGUUACAGGCGUCUAAAUUUGUACUAAUGGCUCUGACGCGGUAGUUUAAGUCUACAAAAGCAGAGGAUGAGUCACCGUUUGGGGCCCCGUUUAUUGUCAGAGCUUUUAUCGCUGAUGUGAAAGAUGUAGGUGCCUGUGGAGCGGCAGCGUACGUUUCCUUCUACUGGCUCUUGAAGUUCUUGUGCUUUGUGCCUUCAAAAUGUCUUAAAGGGUACUUAUAUAUUUCUUUAAAGAAAAAAAAAUCAAUCACAGCUUUAAAAACAAAAGAUGUAGCAGCCACCAGAUGUUUACUGAAGAAGACGCACGACACUUUUCUAUUCAGAGGGGAGGGACCAGUAAUUUAGUCGUUGUAUGAAUGCAGACCAAGUCUGCACACAGAAGCACACGCACUGUACAUAGACACAAACAUGUGUCCUUACGGCUAGAGAAUGAAUUAUUCAAAUACACUCAUUGAUAUGAACAAGUCUUCAAUACGCUCGACUACGGUGCCUCAACAAAUUCUAACUUGAUUCUUUGUUUGGAUCACAUCAUUUGCUCUUUUGAUUCAGUUUUGCUGAGGGGGCGUUAUUGCAGAUGCGCUUGUGUGUCCUUGUGUUUGAAGCACACUGACACCAGCAGAAGAAGGCCGGCGCAGGAAUGUCAGACAGCUGUGUGCGUCCGUGACCGGCCACCUCCCACUGAGCCCAUUAUGUCGGACACGCACCAGCAUCACAUGAUCUCAACUCCCAACUCUCCCUGCACAUGUGCAGACACACACACACCCACACGCACACACUAAGACAUAGAGACCACUUACCCAAACAAAGGCACAUAGUUUUUGCACACAGACACAAAGGCUCCAGCCCCCCAAAACCCCCCUCCCACCACAGCCUGAUGUGAGCACCACUAAAACAGCGUCCCAGUGGAGACGCCCGGGGCCACGGCUUGGAUGAAAUACAACAGAGGGGCAUUUGUACACACUUAACCAGAAGAUUUGAAAAGUGCUGUGAUGUUUUACAAAUGAUCUCUCAGCUUUUUUGCUUUGCAGCAGCGGGUCCGGCUCUGGUUUCCAUUAAGCCCACAUGCCGCUGAUUUAUUAGUGUCAGGCAUGAGCGGAGAGAGGGGCGUUGUGGAAAAUGCAAGAAGAAGGAGGUAUAAAAUAUAACAGUGGGGGGAAAAGGGGGAAAUGAGAGAGAAUGAGAUGACGAGAGAAAGAAAGAAGCCGGUGGAGGCGGUGAGUGAGGAAGGGGAGACGGAGAGCUGUGCCAAAAUUUCCUUUCCAGUUUUUGUUUUUUUAUGGAAGAGGAGGAGCAAGGGAAAAAGGGAGGACGGAUGUUUGGGAGGAAUAGCGCUGGCGUUGCGCCUCUUGACCUAGAUUAGGACACUAAAUCCACGCCUGCCUUUCAAAUGUUCUUGUUUUUGCUGGGUUUAUUUGUCAUGAGCUGUAAUCAACGUCCUCUGCGACCCCCUUCGCUCUCCAUUAUCUCUCCUUCUCUCUCAUUAUUCUCUCGUGUCACCGUUCUGCUUCUGGCUUUGUCUCAUUGCUGUAGCUCUCUGCAGUAAUUCACUCAGAUGUAUUCACUUUAUAAUGCACAGAAACAUCUACAGAAAAGGUUAAUUUAGUCUUCCUUUAUCAAUUUGUUUGUUUUGUUGUUGUAAAGUCACUAUUGACAUACUAACCAUUACAUUUUACUUGUGUCUUCCCAUUGUCCCCAUGUUUGCUUUUUACCAUUAUUGUGCCUUUUUUCUGUGAAUUAUGAGAUGGCUUUUUUUUUUUUACUAUAAAAAUCACGAGGGGACAUUUAAAAAAAAUGUGUUCCCUUUUCUUUUUAAAUCGUAUUACUUGUAGUUUUGAAAAUUGUAUUUUUGCUCUAGUUUUCUGUAUGGACAGUAUCUGAGAUAAUCGCAACGUUGAUCCAUGCAGGGCAUGUUCUGUAAGGCCUGUGCACUCCUCUGUAGAGUACAUUCAAGUUUUCACAAUAAAACGUACAAGUAAAAGCAACA